GCCUGGGAAUCGGAUGUUUCAGGCACCCGGUUGGGACUUAAAGAACGUCCGCUGAGCCUUAGCCGGAAGCUGGGAAGCCGGAGUUAAAGCACCGGCUCCGGGCGGGCGCGGCAGCUGUCUAGCGCUCUUCCCUCGCUGUUUGCCGGCUGCCAUGUGGGCCACCCGGAGGUUAGCUCUGUGGCGGUGUGCCUGCGCUGCUGCCCGCGGGCUGCGCGCCUAUCACGGGGACUCGGUGGCCACGCUGGGUACUCAGCCGGACUCGGGCUCUGCCAUCUACCAGGUAGGCUGGAAACAGAUGGGAGCGAGGUUGGGCACUCUUUAUGAACGAGCACAGAAGAUAAGACUAGGAGGUAACGAGAAAGCCCGAGAACGUCACAUAUCGAGAGGAAAACUGUUACCCAGAGAAAGAGUUGACGGUCUUUUGGACCCAGGGUCUCCGUUUCUGGAAUUUUCCCAGUUUGCAGGUUACCAGUUAUAUGGUAAUGAGGAGGUCCCUGCCGGUGGCAUUAUUACAGGCAUUGGGAGAGUAUCAGGAGUAGAAUGUAUGAUUGUUGCCAACGAUGCCACUGUCAAAGGAGGCACCUACUACCCAGUGACUGUGAAAAAACAUUUACGGGCUCAAGAAAUUGCAAUGCAAAACAGGCUCCCUUGCAUCUACUUGGUUGAUUCAGGAGGGGCAAACUUACCUCGACAAGCAGAGGCAUUUGCAGAUCGAGAUCACUUUGGCCGUAUAUUUUAUAAUCAGGCAAUUAUGUCUUCUAAAAAUAUUGCACAGUGUGUUUUACUCUGUAGAAAGUCUGGAGUCUCUGACUACUAUGCUUUGGACGAUAAUCACGCCCUUCACUUAACUAGGAAGAUUGUGAGGAAUCUAAAUUAUCAGAAGAAAUUGGAUAUUACCAUUGAGCCUUCUGAAGAUCCUUUAUUUCCUGCUGAUGAAUUGUACGGAAUAGUUGGUGCUAACCUUAAGCGGAACUUUGAUAUCCGAGAGGUCAUUGCUAGAAUCGUGGAUGGAAGCAGAUUCAACGAGUUCAAAGCCUUAUAUGGAGACACAUUAGUUACAGGAUUUGCUAGAAUAUUUGGAUACCCAGUUGGUAUCAUUGGAAAUAAUGGAGUUCUCUUUUCUGAAUCUGCAAAAAAGUCUUCUAAGUCACCCAUGGUUAUGUCAGGUUUAAAGGAAAGAGGGCUCUUCAUUAGUUGCGGGGAUCAGGCAAACCUUCAUGAGAAGAGGCAGUUGGCUCUUGACAGACACAAGGCUUUAAAUAGUCCUGGUGGAUUUAUGGUUGGUAGAGACUAUGAAGCUGAAGGAAUUGCCAAGGAUGGUGCCAAGAUGGUGGCUGCCGUAGCCUGUGCCAAUGUACCUAAGAUAACUCUCAUCAUUGGGGGAUCCUACGGGGCUGGAAAUUAUGGGAUGUGUGGCAGAGCAUACAGCCCAAGAUUUCUUUACCUGUGGCCAAAUGCUCGUAUCUCAGUGAUGGGUGGAGAGCAGGCAGCCAAUGUGUUGGCGACAAUAGCAAGAGACCAAAGAGCACGGGAAGGGAAAGAGUUUUCCAGUGCUGAUGAAGCAGCUUUAAAAGAGCCCAUCUUGAAGAGGUUUGAAGAGGAAGGAAACCCUUACUAUUCCAGUGCAAGGCUAUGGGAUGAUGGGAUUAUUGAUCCAGCGGACACCAGACUGGUCCUGGGUCUCAGCCUCAGCGCAGCCCUCAAUGCCCCAAUCCAGAAGACCGACUUUGGCAUCUUCAGGAUGUAACUGGAAUAGAAAGCAUCUUCUACUGGCCACAUACCAAAAAUUAAUAUAUUCGGAGCACUAAAACUUUAGACUUUUUCAGCGUGUGACUAUUACAGUAAAAUUGUUUUUUUAACACAGUGCACUGUACUUUUCUACCUUAAAAAAAUCGGUGAAGGUAUUAUUUGAUGAACCUCAAUCCCCUGUAAAUUUUCUUAGAGAGAUUUUUCUGUGGCUCAGCUUGAAUCACCCAUAAAGUGAAAAGAAUAACUUACAGUUACCCUUUUUAAACCACAUGUAGUAUGAAAAGUCCUAUAAGCUAUAAAUUCCGGGUAGUAUCAAGACUAUUAAUACAAAGUUGUAUUCCCACUGAAAUGAUUGCUUUGCUGAUUAUGAUUAUGCAUGAUAUUUUAAUACAUUUUUAUUUUUUAAAAGCAUCUAUUACUUUUCACUCCAGCAACUGUCCUACUCCUUCCCAUAGUAAUCAGAUUUCUUGCUGACUGCACAGGAGACUCUAUUUCUUACCCAUUUUCUCCUCACCCUACCCCUCGUGGCAUCCACUGCCGACAGCCCUCUCCAAGGCCACCAUUGACCUCCAUGUUGCUGAAACCAGUGGGUUCUUUUCUGACUUGAUCAGAUGUAAUUCUCUGCAGCCUUCAAAUCCGUUGAACACGUCCUCCUAGAAACGCUGUCCUUAGCUUCCAUUUCCUAACACUCCAGGUUUUCUACCAACCUCUUUGGCCAUUCUUGUUUAGUUUCCCUCGCAGGCCCCUCUUCUCUGCUGAUUCCUACACCCCUUCACUAUUGUCCUGGUUUCUCACUAGUAAUAAUGGAUACAGUCUUACUUUGAAAGAUAAAAGUAACACUCACAUAUCUCCUCAUUCUUUUUUAAAUUGUGGUACAUAACAUAACAUUUACCAUUUUACCAUAUUUUAAAGGUACAGUUC
Hipposideros armiger (great roundleaf bat) is the source of this 2670-nucleotide messenger RNA. RefSeq names its product methylcrotonyl-CoA carboxylase subunit 2 (gene MCCC2). Gene Ontology annotation, molecular function: methylcrotonoyl-CoA carboxylase activity. Gene Ontology annotation, biological process: L-leucine catabolic process. Lineage: Eukaryota; Metazoa; Chordata; Mammalia; Chiroptera; Hipposideridae. The coding region runs from base 152 to 1747 and encodes 531 amino acids. The transcript is spliced from 16 exons. The record is from RefSeq and is a predicted model, not a curated record. Gene Ontology annotation, cellular component: methylcrotonoyl-CoA carboxylase complex; mitochondrion.